AUGACAUCAGCGUUCAACACCGAUAAUUCAAUGCCGUACAACCAUGACUUAUUUGAAAGCCUUAUUGUAAAGAAAAGAAUAAAGAUUCGUACAAAUCUGCGAGCGGUGAACCUCAUCACUCGCUCGGCGACCAUAGUUCAUCGCAUAAAACCGUUCAGCCACAAUAUCCUUUCGGUGCCUAGCUGCCAUGCAACCAGAGGGAAGCACAAGGGCUGGGAUCCUGCCAGAUUGCCUGAGCCUAGACAGGAGGAGCCGAGACGCAGAGGUCGGGUACAGACCACGGAGCUCCCAGUCCUUGGUUCGAACCCGACUUAUGCCUCUCCACCUCUCCUGUCUAGGCUCAGGCAACCUGGCAGUAUCCCAACCCUCGUGCUUCCUCCAGAUGACAUUGUAGCUAGGCACCGAAAAGGUAUUGCAGCUGAACGAUUUAUUAUAUUUCUUUUAUUUCACCGAUCAGUGAUUGAAGGAUGA
Molecule: messenger RNA, 471 nt
Organism: Opisthorchis viverrini
Lineage: Eukaryota; Metazoa; Platyhelminthes; Trematoda; Opisthorchiida; Opisthorchiidae
Exons: 3
Coding region: 1-471 (156 amino acids)
Source: RefSeq, a predicted model, not a curated record